AAAAAAAUAAACACACAGACUCCAAAUAAAAUCCCAUUUACCACCCACGAUCCUCUAUAUGCGGUUCAUUUUCAUCUCCCCAAAAAUUUCUCCCCAAAGCUAAACUAAUAUUUUCAUUCCAAUUCCCCAUUCCAAAAUUUACAAGUUCUCUUCAAUCCGAAAUCGUCGAUCGAGUUCCCUUCGAAAUUGGUCGAGUUAAUUUGUGAUUUUGCCAGCGUAUUCUCCGAUAUACCUAUACAACGACGACGAAAUUCAGUUGUGGAGGAUUUGGAUUACUUCUUCUUCUUAUUAAGUUGCUUUGAAAUUUGUAGUGCAUUAUUAAUUGUGAUUUGUGGCGGCGGUGGAGUUAAUGCUGUUUCGAAGCCGAAACCCACGGUGUCUUCUGUGGCGCGUUCUUUACUUCCGGCAAAACGCCAUCUUCGGCUUGAUCUUGCGAACAAUUUGUACUUUCCUUAUUUUUGUUCCCUAAGAUUCAUCAUGAUGACCAAGCGAUCAAAGAAGGGACCCAACUCCCAAGCGAACAAGCGGAAGGCUAUCACUCCUCCGGCCUUCGAGACCUACGGAAUUGUUUUUCCGGAGCAACGGUCUUGGAGUUACUAUGAGGAAUUGUCUAAGCGGAACAUCCUCCCGACAAAGUUCUAUCACAAGAAGACUGUUCAGGACUUGGGGUUCGAGAUGGAGCUAAACGCUUUGAUUGCGGGGCUCGAUCUUGAGGAUUUUGUGACCAUGAAUGCCAAGACUUAUAGGAGGGUCACUCUCGAGGUUCUUUCCUCGGCUAGGAUCAAUGAUUUCUUUACCAUCUACCCGAACCGGGGUUUGAUCGUUAAUCCGGUGGCGGAGUGUGUGGACUCCUAUGAUGAGAAUAUUUGGUGGGGAGAGCUCACGGGAGAGGAGAGGAAGUUCAUUUCCUCCUCGGCCAAGUCUUCUUCUUUUCAUCACCCUGUCGUCCGUUACUUGAACUGCAUGCUCCUAUACGCGGUCUUUGCAAAGGGGGCCACCGGAUCCUUGUCAAGUGGGGAACUUGGCGCCCUAUGGUUAGCCACGAAAAAGGAUGAGGGGAUCUUGGAUUUUGGGCAGCUGUUGAUCACCCGAAUCAUUGAGCAUCGGGACGGGCAGCCGACUAGUGGGGAUAUUCUCUUAGGAGGGAUGCUCACUCUUCUCUUGAGGGCACUCCCCGGUGAUCCCUAUCAGCACACCCUAGCUGAGUUGGAUGAGGUUCCCGGAGGGGAGUUCCUUGACUUGAGGACACUCUCCAAUGCCAAGUGGAUCAAGGCCACGAAGGACGACAAGUAUAUUUGGAUGGUAAAGCAGCGAGAUUGGUGCAUCCUCCCCAAUCCCGCCAUCACUUCUUGGACUCCUAAUGUCCGGUACUUGCUUCCCCGUGACCCGCGAUUCAUUGCCCAAGCACAGCGGCUUCCUCCUCCUCAACCCAAUCCGGAGUCUCCUCCCCAUGGUCCUCCCCAUGGUCCUCCCCGUAGUCCUCCUAUCUUGGAGCCUUCCCCUAAUGAGGGUGGUAUGUCCUCUUCCUCCUCUCCUUUUGAUUUCCAUUGCUUGCAAUCCACCCUUGCGGCUAUCUUGCAAGGACAAGCGAACCAAGCUAACACCUUGGCUUCUCUUGCUUCACAAGGAAGCCGCACGGGGGAUUCUUAUCCCGAUAUUUACUCGUCCUACUAUAGUAGGCGGGUGUACGAUUUCCAUGUUGACAAAGGGGAUUUUGCCCCCUAUGUCAACUAUCCCUAUCACCCUCCCCAACAAGGGCCCAUCCCUAGUUGGAAUGAGGAGCGUACACCCACCUAUCCGUAUUGGACGGGCCCAUCCCAACCCGGUGUCACUCCUCCCUCUUUUCCGCCUUAUGAUUAUACCAUGAUGGGCGGGAGUGACUACCGAGGUGACCCCAUGUAUCCCACUCCCCCACCGGUUGAACGGCCAGAUGGUUGGCCCGAGGAUUUCCCCGGGUGGCCUAGGGGGUACAUGGGAGGUUGGGAUGGUCCCCGAGGAGAGCCUCCCAAUGGAAACUACCCCCUUCGGCCCGAAUAUGGUUGGCCGCCUUACACCGAUGCUUCGGGGCCCGACGUGGACCCCACCUACAAUGUCACCCCUUUCACCGACGAUGCGGCUCGUGCCCAUCGCCUUGAGCGGGACGACUUUGGAGGAUUUAUAAUGCAAAGGGUAAGGCGCAUGCCCCGGGUCCUUCUUCUUAGGGUUCCCUCCGUUUCUCCCCCAUCUUGAUGUGAUGGUACGCUUGCGAUUAGCUUGGGGGAGAAUUGCGGAGUGGGGGUUUUGCUUGGGAUCUUUUGCAGCUUGUUGGUGUUGUUGGUCUUCUUGCCACUUCAUGUGGUUGUAUAUAUGAUGAUGAUGAGUCUUUGAUGAUGUUUUUGGUGUAUUUUGGCCAUUUGGCCCUUGUCUCCUAACAAUUUUUCUUGCUUGUUUUUAGCAUUGUUUUGGUAUGAUUCUUUGCGGUGGGUUCUCACUUUCCACCUUGUGCCUUGUCCGUCCAUUUUUGGUGAGUUUGUUCGGGUUUUAACGGUUCUUUGCGGGACUUGCUCCCACGAUACUUCCGGUAACAUCCUUCCAACUCUUAUGCAUUCUUUUGGGGGCGGGCAUACAUCAUGUUGGGGCAUUUGGUUGGAUGGGUAGUUGUGCCCCUCCUUGCUUAGUUUUAGGCCUUUAGGACAUGGCCUAAUUCUAGCUUGGGGGGAGUUUUGUUUGUGGAUGCCUACUUGUUGAUGCUCAUUGCUUUGAAAUCAUACCAUUACAUGCUUGUUUCUUUGUUUUUAGUUUGAUUUAGCUUGAUUUUUAGUUUCUCUUCUUUUCUUUGUGUUUGUUUCUUUUUGUUUCCUUUUUGGUGUGUUUUCUUAUUUUCUUCCUUUUCUUUUUGUUUUGAUUUCUUUUUCGUCAAGGCAAGUUUUCUAGGUUUUCUUAGGCAAUAUUCUUGAUUGGGGCAUAUAAAAUUGGAACUUGUAGAUUAGAAUGCUUUUAUUCCUAGUUGGUAGAUUUUUACACGGUUCUUAAUGUCUUGGGUCGAGUCUAGGAUUUGGUGUCAAGAAAGUUGGUUGAACUUUGGGUAGCAUGCGUCAUGAACUCUUGGCUUGUGGUAAGAUGGUGUUGAAUUCUCUAGUGAUUUGAAGCCGGAGAGAAUGGUAUUUGCUCCCUUGUGAGAUUCAUGUUCAAAAAUAAGCCCAAACACAUAUAUUCAUUGAGUGGCAUGGAUCCUUAGCAUUGACUUUCUUGUCUCCCGAGUUUGACCAUUUCCUUCCCGAGACCGCGACCGAACUACUUUAGGGGACGAUAGAGGCAUUUCUUUCGGUGACUAUUUUUCAUUUUAGUUUAGAACUUUAUUUUCUAUUUUUCUCAUAUGUUUUUGUUUGCACUUGCCCCAUUGCUAGCCAUUUGAGCCUUGACCCUUCAUUUCUUAUGAGCACAAUACAAGCCUAAUAGCCUUUGUUUUGUUUUCACGCUUAGAAGUGAUAGUGAAGCUUUGAGUUAUGAUGCUUGAUGUUUUGGAUUGAAUAUGCAAAGUUGAGGAAUGAAUGUUGUUUGGUGUGAAUGACAAAGUUUUGGAAGAAUGUUGUACAUAGUGAAUAAUUGAUGCAAAAAGCAAAAAAAUAUAGAAUUAAAUUUUGAAAAAGCCAAAAAUAGAGAAAAACAAGGCAUGAAAAGUUUCAUUUGAAACGCAAAAAGAGGAAAAUCAAAUCAAGAAAAAAAUGCAAAAAGAGUUGUAGUUUAGAAUUGUUGUUGAAUAAGCUUGGGGGUGCCCAAAUAAGUGGAAAAGUUUGUUUUGGGUUGAUUAUGCUUGAGUUGAGUUCUCAUUGCGCUUCACUUUAGGUAUGAGCACCAAAUUUCCAAAUUUAUUCCACACCUUACCCCUAGCCCACGUUACGCCCUAAAAUCCCUCUUGACCCUUUAGAGUUGAGUCAUUGUCGGUGGAGGGAGGAUUUGAUCAAGCUUAAAGAACAAGGUUGUCAUACUAAGAUGUCGGGUAGCCUAAUAUCGAUUUUCGGGCGCCUUCGCGGUGUCUUGAGACGCUAUUCUCAAAGGUGAAUAAGAUCUAGAGUUUUGACGUGGUAUGCCCAGAUGUAGGGGGAUUGACUAGUGUUUGCCCUUAGUUCGCUUUGCUUGAUGCUCGAAUCUUUCACUCGAUUUAGGACAUUAGUUAGUGUGUACUCAUUUAUUUGAUUAGUAAUAUUAGUGUUCUUCUAUACUUGUUCCGUAAUAAAGCCCCCAUCUUGGAUUUUGUAGUUUAAUUUCUUUUCUUCUCUUUUCUUUUCUUCUUUUCUUUCUUUCGUUUCUUGAUUUGCGUUUUCCAUUUUUAGUCUUGCCUUGAUUAGAUCUGCUAGAUUUCGAUUUUGGUAAAUUUUUUGAACUUGAUAGGUUACUCAUUCAUCCCUAGUUGAGUUUUGUUUGCUAGAGAUUAGCAAACGUUUAGCUUGGGAGAGUUUGAUGAGCGGCAUUUAUGUCGCUCUAGGCUAGGAUUUUAUAGAGUUUUAUUAUGCUUUUUUGAUAGUUUUAUAUAGUUUUUCUGCAUUUUUAUUCCCUUUUUCCAUCUUUGAGCUUUUCAGGUAAUAAUGUUGAAAAUGAUGGAAAAUAGCUGAGAUUUGCUCGAGCAGGUCCAGUGCGAUCGCACGGAAUUUACGUGCGCUCGCACGGGUCUACAAAGUUGGCUCCAAAGUCAAGGCAGUGUGUGCGCUCGUGCCCCAAAUGUGUGUGUUCGCACGAAUCCGCAAAAAGGAGGCAGGAACUCCAAGGCAAUGGGUGCGCUCGUGCCCCAAAUGUGUGUGUUCGCACGAAUCCGCAAAAAGGAGGUAGGAACUCCAAGGGAUGUAGCCCGUUCGCACCGCAGAAGCGUGCGCUCGCACGGAAUUUCCGUGUGCUCGCACCGAUUUCUUGUGCGAGCACAUGAGGAUUCUCUGAGAAUUAGCAAAGUUACAGCCGUGCGAUCGCACGGUUGUUGGGCACGUUCGCACGGCACGAAGGAGAAGAAUCGUCGCAGGGCCCGUUCGCAUAGAUGCACAGCACGAUCGCACCGAUGCGAUCGCACCUGGGUCUGCCCGUUCGCACGGCUGCGCGGGAUUCAGUUUUCGAUUUUAAAUCUCUUUUUUUUGGGGUUUAGUAUAAAUAGGAUUUUGAUUAUUUUCAAUUUACGCUUUCAUUUUCAGAAAUACAUUUUAGAGGUUUUGUGAUUUUGUUCUUCAAUCUAGAGAGAGAAACUCUUUAAUUCCAAGCAUCAAUUCAGUAAUUUUCUUCAACUCUUCUCUUCUUAAUGAAAUUGAAUUCUUAG
Molecule: messenger RNA, 5278 nt
Organism: Spinacia oleracea (spinach)
Lineage: Eukaryota; Viridiplantae; Streptophyta; Magnoliopsida; Caryophyllales; Amaranthaceae
Exons: 3
Coding region: 478-2229 (583 amino acids)
Source: RefSeq, a predicted model, not a curated record